AUGCCUGAUGAGCGAUGCUCCGGAAGUCUUCCAAACAGUCGAAUCAUCAAACUGAGACACCCGAAAGAGGGAUGUGCACUGUUCCGUAUCUCCGACACACAUUUUGAUGAGAUUCUCGCCAUCAACGACGGUCAUCGUUCAUUCUUCUACGGAGAGAGUAUCAUUGAGAACGGUACCGUCCAUCUCAUUGCCCCAUUCAAUCCCAUCUUCAUUUGUCUCCCAUUUCUCCACAAAACGGCCGACAAAUUUCUGGAAAUCGACGAAAUUCUCGUCGACGAAAAGUUCGAAGGAAUCCGAGAAGUGGCGAGAAACGAGAGGAUUCUCAAGGCGUUGGAAUCAGUCGCUGAUGUGAAAGACGUUCUCGACGUGAAACUGUACCGUCUGAAUCAGGAGAAGUUGAUGGAAUGGAUCAAACGAAAAUUCGAUGGACUGAAAGUGGAAAUGGCGAAAGAUGCGCAUAAAUCACUUCUCGAUUGUCCCGAAGCGUUCGACCGUCACGUCUUCCAAUUUCUGAUCGAUUACCUGCCAGUCGACAUCAUCACUGCCAUCAAAUCACAUCUGAAAAUUCAAGAACCGUCCGCAUCUGAAAAUAUCGAUCAAAGUAUGAAGAGAAAAGCGCCAGAAGACGAUGAGUACCCGGAUGAGAAGCCUAUUGUGAAGAAACCGAAAGAAUCGAUUCAGGCGAAAAAAUUGCAGGCGGCGUCGAAGGGAACAAAAUCGAUUUCCGCGUUUUUUGCAAAGAAAAAUUAA
Caenorhabditis remanei is the source of this 750-nucleotide messenger RNA. RefSeq lists its product as uncharacterized. The record is from RefSeq and is a predicted model, not a curated record. Gene Ontology annotation, cellular component: nucleoplasm; ribonuclease H2 complex. The transcript has 5 exons. NCBI's taxonomy places the organism in Eukaryota, Metazoa, Nematoda, Chromadorea, Rhabditida, Rhabditidae. Gene Ontology annotation, biological process: RNA catabolic process; ribonucleotide metabolic process. Bases 1 to 750 code for a protein of 249 amino acids.